CAUCACCCAGGACUCUGUUAACUGAGACUAUGGAGUCCAGAAAACAGGCUCAACCGGUCAACCUCUUCUUUCAGAGUGACACCAAAAAGCAUCGGACUGUGGAAGCCCAUUCUUCACUUCAGCCUCGCCUCGUCGUUUUCACCUCCUUACCUGCAAUUCAGCUCCGUCUGGAUCGUUUGGGUUUUCAGUUUCUUCUCUUCUUCUCAUCGAUUCCUUAUUUCUCUGUAGAAGGGUUUCUGGUUCUUUGAUUGUGCAGUUUCCUUCUCUCUCUCCGAUUUCAUGGAGGUACCAAAUGCUUUGUGGGCUUGAAUAGUCGGGCUGACACGCUCCGGCAAAGGACGGGUUGCUAAACACCAGAAAUUGACCUCCGGUUGCUUCGGAAUUUCCCCAAUCAAGUUGUUUCUACUAAGAUGAGCAGAAGUUAGGGAGGAGCAGUGAGAAAUUGUGUUGGGAAUUCUAUCUGGACACAUUCCAAACAAACUAUAUGGCUUCUAUGAACAACCAAGGAGCCUCCUCUUCUUCUGCUACUUCCGAUUUCGUCCCUUAUUCAUGGUCAUACGAUGUCUUCCUGAGUUUUCGUGGUGAGGAUACACGCUAUGGUUUUACAGGCCACUUGCACAGUGCUCUGCUUCGAAAGGGAAUCAACACCUUCAUAGACAACGAUCUUACAAGAGGAGACGAAAUAGCACAGUCGCUUCUCAAAGUAAUCGAAGAGUCAAGGAUCUCCGUCAUUGUAUUCUCUGAAGACUAUGCAUCAUCCAAGUGGUGCUUGGAUGAGCUGGUUCACAUUCAUCACUGCAAUGAAUCAAAGCAACAAAUGGUGAGGCCAGUUUUCUACAAGGUGGAUCCUGCUGAUGUAAGAUACCAGAAAGGCAGUUAUGGUGAAGCAUUGGCUAAGCACGAAAGGAGAUUCCCAGAUAACUUGGAAAAGGUGGGAAGAUGGAGGACAGCACUUACAAGAUCAGCAAAUUUGUCUGGCUGGCAUUACAAGGAGCAAGAUUAUGGUGAAGCAUUGGCUAAGCAUGAAAGGAGAUUCCCAGAUAACUUGGAAAAGGUGGGAAGAUGGAGGAGAGCACUUACAAGAUCAGCAAAUUUGUCUGGCUGGCAUUACAAGGAGAAAGAAUAUGAAUCCACAUUUAUCGACAACAUAGUUGAGGAGAUCUCACUCCAAUUACUCAAUCAGACAUAUUUGGAUGUGGCUGAGUAUCCUAUCGGAAUAGAUUCUCGUGUCCAGGUUAUUGAUAAACUUUUAAGUGUUAGUGGAAAUAGUCGUUGCAUAAUUGGGAUAUGGGGAUCUCCUGGAAUAGGAAAGACGACAAUUGCCAAAGCUGUUUAUAACUCAAUUGCACAUAGAUUUGAAGGCAGAUGUUUUUUGGAAAAUGUUGGAGAGAAUUCAGAGUCACCUGAAGGCCUAGUUCAACUACUAGAGACUCUCCUUGUCGAGAUUCUUGGAGGCCCAAACUGGAAGUUAACUAGUGUUGAUAAAGGAAUCAAUGUUAUAAAGCAAAGGUUGGCAAAUAAAAGGGUCCUCAUAGUUCUUGAUGAUGUGAAUAAAUUGGAUUGGCUAAGCAAAUUAGCAGGAGCUACAGGUUUGUUUGGUGAGGGAAGUAGAGUCAUUUUAACGACAAGGUAUAAGGGUUCACUAACUCGUCAUGGAGUUAAGUUAGUAUACGAAGUCAAGAAGUUAGAUCACCAACAAGCGCUUGAGCUUUUCAGUUGGCAUGCCUUUGGGAAAAAUGAACCUCCAUAUGAGUAUGUUGCACUUGCAAGUCAUGCAGUAGACUAUGUUCAAUGCCUUCCGCUAGCUCUGAAAGUUUUGGGUUCUCAUCUGGGUACUCUUGAAACCGCAGAUCGUUGGCAAGCUACAUUGGAUAGCUAUAAAAGUGCCCCUUAUAAAGAGAUUCAGAAACCGUUCAGAAUAUGCUAUGAUGCAUUGGAAUAUGAAGUGAAAGAAGUUUUCCUAGACAUCGCAUGCUUCUUCAACCAUAAGGAAAAAGAAUUUGUGCUAGAAAUACUGAAAGAUGAUGACCUUGAUGUUGUUGAGAAUUAUAUUAAUGUACUCAUACAAAGCACCCUCAUAACUGUUGAUCGGUUCAAGAGGAUUUCGAUGCAUAAUUUGCUAGAACAAAUGGGUAAAGAUAUAGCUCGCCAAGAAUCUGUUGAACCUGGAGAAUGCAGGAGAGUUUGGUUUCACAAGGACGUGUUUCGUAUUCUAACCGAAAAUUCUGGAACCCAUAAAAUUGAAGGUAUCAUGGUAAAGUUUCCCCUACCAGAUGAGAUACCCUUGAAUGCUAAAAGCUUCUCAGGCAUGAGAAAUCUCAAAUAUUUCAUAAACUGUAAUGCAUGCCUUUCUGGAUAUGUGGAUUAUCUUCCCAAUAGCUUGAAGUUGAUUGACUGGGGAAGGUGUGAGCUGAAAUCUUUCCCAUCCAAUUUUCAACCAAAGGAACUUAUUGUGCUCAAUAUGCCUUACAGUCGCAUUGCAGAGCUGGGAAAAGCAAUAGUUGAGCAUUUGACAAAGGUGACGUCUCUAAACUUUGACAACUGCAAAUUCCUGAAAAAGGUCCCCAGCUUAUCUGGAAUCCCAAACAUCAAGUCCUUGAGUCUAGGUGAAUGUACAAAUUUAGUGGAGGUUGAUCCUACUGUUGGAUUUCUUGAAAAACUUGUUACAUUGGACCUCAAUCGAUGCUCUAACCUGACAAAAUUUCCAACAAGAGUUUGCUGGAAAUCUCUUAAAGAUUUAAUUCUUCUUGAUUGCAAAAGGCUUAAGAAGUUCCCAGAAAUUGUGGACAAGAUGGAAUCCUUAGACAUCAUGCAAUUGAGAGGUACUGGCAUAAAAGAAUUGCCAUCAUCAAUUCGAUAUCUUACUCAAGUUUCCUAUAUAGGUCUGGAUAGAUGUCAAAACCUCACGAGUCUUCCUAGCAGUAUUUAUGAGUUGCAACAUCUUGAUCAUCUUGGUCUUAACCACUCUCCGAAACUGAUCACUCUUCCAAGUAAGGCAACCUCAGAAGUUUCAUCUAGUGCAGAAUCACUUCCUUUGGCGCUCACCUAUUUAUCUUUUGAAGGGUGCAAUUUAUUAUCAGACAUUGAUUUAUCUGUUGGUCUUCAUUGCGUGUCCACGCUAAAGAAUCUUGAUUUAUCAGAAAGCAGUUUUGUUAGUCUUCCCAAGGGCAUUAGCAAAUUUGUCAACUUGAAGUCACUUAAAUUGUGCGGUUGCAAGAGGCUUCGAGCGAUUUUAGAACUUCCACCAUUUACAAGGUUCAUAGAAGUGGCUGAUUGCAUAUCAUUGGAAGCAUUUUCACUGUUGUCAGAGAUACUGGAGAAUAAAGACACACAACUUGUUUAUAAGAUGGACUUGUCUAAUUGUCAUAGACUUAUUGAUAAUUUGGGCUUGGACGUGGCAAAAAUCGCAAAUGUAUUACUGAAUGAGGUGGAGUACUCUUUGUUUGAGGUUUUACUUCCAGGAAAUAAAGUUCCACAGUGGUUUAACUAUCAUAAGGAUAUCUGCGUUGUUGUUGAUGAAGAUCAAAGGGAUCCAAUAUGCGAAAUAUUGAUUGAAAUCCCUCAACAUUUCAUAUCAUUGGCUGAAGGAUUGACUCUAUGUGCUGUUUUUGAAAUCACAGAAAAGUUUAGUGGUUAUUGUAAUUUUGGCACGAUGGUUGAGAUUAAUGAACUUUCCGUGAAAUUUUAUGAUGAUUGUGUUUUCCAAUCAAGGGAGGUAGAGUCAGCUCAUGUGUGGCUAAAGUAUAUUCCAUUUGAUCUUGACAUCAAGUCGAAGUUGAAUGCAGAGAGGCCAUCAAUGCCUUGUAUGUUUCGAGUUGUCUUUCACCAAAAGCUUGGCAAAGGGUUGCUGUAUAAAAGCUGCGGGGUUUACCUGGCUGGUAUGCCACGGGAUGGUGGCGAUCAAGAUGAAGAUGAUGAUAAUGAUCGUCAUCAUGAGCAAGAGCAAUCAAUUUCCUUGUCCAUUGAAGCAACAAAUCAUCCAAAUGACAGCCGCAAUUAUGAAGAUGAAGAUGAUGACGAGUUGUGUAGCUGCUUUAUCUGGACGCGCUUCUUGACCUGCUGCUCCCCAGAAAGUUAGGAAAACUAUACUCAUGGACAGUCGGGGUUUCAGCACCAGAAGGUUAAAUAUGGUCUGUUGGAUUAAUAUCCUUUGAUAAUGGUGCAUUGUUUCCAGUAAUGUUGGCCGAGAACAAGAUGAGAAACAUUUCAAAUUCCUUGAUGAAUACACAGGCACUCCCACCCUGAGACACUGCUUGAAAUGGUGCAGGGUGUUGUUUAGGGUGAGUUGUCAAGUACUCAAGUCAAAUAAAUGUAACAUGUUCUGACAUGAUUAUAUUUGUGGUAUGCAAUUUAUAGAAAACUCACUCAUCAGUUUUUGAUAGAUCUGU
Molecule: messenger RNA, 4388 nt
Organism: Rosa chinensis
Lineage: Eukaryota; Viridiplantae; Streptophyta; Magnoliopsida; Rosales; Rosaceae
Product: TMV resistance protein N
Exons: 6
Coding region: 485-4078 (1197 amino acids)
Biological process (GO): defense response; signal transduction
Molecular function (GO): ADP binding
Source: RefSeq, a predicted model, not a curated record